CGUUUAUCUCCAUCCUCCUCCACCUUCUCUCUCUCUCUCUCUCUCUCUCUCUCGAGAUCUCGAGCUAGCUCAUUCGCCGAGCUCUCUCUCUCUCUCUCUCUCUCUAUCACCCAUUUGACUCGGCGAGGUCGAGAGGAGAAAGAAAGCGUUAAUGGGUAUCUGCAGUUCCUGCGAAUCCACCAGCGUUGCGACGGCCAAGCUCAUCCUCAUGGACGGGAGGCUCCAGGAGUUCGCGUACCCGGUCAAGGCCUCCUACGUCCUCCAGAGGAACCGCGACUGCUUCAUCUGCAACUCCGACGAGAUGGACUUCGACGACGUCGUCUCCGCCGUCCCAGCCGACGACGAGCUCCUCCCCGGCCACCUCUACUUCGCACUCCCCCUCAGCCGAUUGAAGCGCCCCCUGCAGGCCGAGGAGAUGGCCGCGCUCGCCGUCAAGGCCAGCUCCGCCCUCAUGAGGAGCGGCGGCGACAAAUGCGGGUGCCGCGGGAAGUCGGUGUCCCCGGCGUGGUUCUCCUACAAGGAGAGCAAGAGCUGUGGGGAUGUUGCGGCCGCGGCCGGUGGCGGCGGCGGCAGGAAGGGUGGUCGGGUUAGGGGGAGGAAGUUUACGGCGUUGUUGAGUGCGAUCCCCGAGUAGGGGGGGCAUUUUUGAAAGAUACUUUUUAGGUUUUGGAGGAUGUAAAUAAUAAAAUUAGCCAGUUUCCACUUUUUUUUUUUUUUGGUUGCUGAAUCUUUAAUUAAUUGUA
Molecule: messenger RNA, 743 nt
Organism: Rhodamnia argentea
Lineage: Eukaryota; Viridiplantae; Streptophyta; Magnoliopsida; Myrtales; Myrtaceae
Exons: 1
Coding region: 152-634 (160 amino acids)
Source: RefSeq, a predicted model, not a curated record